CCCCCACCCGUCGUUGAGUUCUUUCUUUCUUCCCCCUCCUCUCUUCGCUGCCAAGCGGCUUUCGAGGAUCGCCGAAACCGCCGGGGGCGCGACGAAGUCGGUAGCGGUUUUCCGACACGAAACACUGGUUUCCCGACCGGCCGAGGAAAAGUCGGGUGGCGGUCCGAGCGAACCGGGAAUUUUGACUGAUUGAGAAAGAGAGAGAGAAAGAGGAGGCCUUGGCGACGAGAUUGAAGCUUGGUCACUCGAGCUCUUCUCUGCUCUCCAAUGGCAGAAGCUCGGUGAAAGCCUAGAAGACGCAAUCGAAUGCUCGGAAAUCAUUGGUUUUGUUCUCUGGAAUCACGAUCAGGCGUUCUGUUUUGAUCCGUUUGGAGUUCUGGGAGGGGGUUUUGCUAGGGUUUUUGGGAGCUUAUCUAUGCAUGGAAGGGAGAGAUGGCUUGACAGCUGGGGCGGCGGCACCGGCGGUGACGGCGCCGGCGGAGGCGGCGGGGAGCUACCAACCACCGCCGCAGCAGCCCCCUCUGGAGGCGGCGGCGAGGAGUGAGGGCCCGAGCCAGGCGGAAGGAGGGACGGCUGCCCCGCGGCCUGCGGGGGUGGCGGUGGGGCCGGCGGCGGGGAGCGUGGGCAUGGGGAUGGUGAAGAAGAAGAGGGGGCGGCCGAGGAAGUACGGGCCGGAUGGGAGCUUGCUCAUGCCACUGAGUCCGAAGCCGAUCUCGGCGUCGGCUCCUCCCGGCGAGUACCAUCCGGCUCCGGGAAUGAAGCGGGGUAGAGGGCGGCCAGGGGAUUUCGUCAAGAAACCACAACACGCAGUCGAGUUGGAAUCUUUAGGUGAAAUGGUUGCGUGCUCUGCUGGUGCAAAUUUCACACCUCAUGUCAUCACUGUUGCAGCUGGCGAGGAUGUCACUAUGAAGAUCAUAUCUUUUUCUCAACAAGGGCCUCGAGCAAUUUGUAUCUUGUCUGCUAAUGGUAUAAUUUCAAAUGUUACACUUCGUCAGCCUGAUUCCUCUGGAGGUACAUUAACUUACGAGGGUCGGUUUGAGUUACUCUCCUUAUCUGGAUCAUUUAUGCCUACCGAUAAUGGAGGUACAAGAAGUCGUUCUGGUGGGAUGAGUGUUUCUUUGGCAAGUCCAGAUGGUCGAGUUGUAGGGGGAGGGGUUGCUGGUCUGUUGGUAGCUGCCAGUCCUGUGCAGGUCGUAGUUGGCAGUUUUUUGCCAGGCUACCAAAUGGAGCAGAAGAGCAAGAAGCCAAAGUUAGAAGCUACAUCUGUCUCUUUUUCAGCAGCUACCAUUCAGAUUCCGAGCUCGCAUGUAGAGGUGGCUUACAGUAGCGGUCAGGGGACCGGCACUUCAGCAAUGCCAAAGACAACUCGUGCAACUACCUCCUUCAGAGCAGAAACCUGGUCUGCCUCUAUACCUGAUGACACUAGGAACUCCUCAGCUGAUAUCAAUGCAUCUUAAUUAAGGGUCAGUUCACUCGAAGCUUCACACAGUGUGAGCCUCAGGGGCUUCUAACUGAUCGGAACCUGGCUCUCCUUGAUGAGGUGGCUUCAGAGCAAGAUAUGGCAUUGAAGUAGUUGAAGUUUUCAGACUUGCUCCUAACUUAUCUUGUAAGCUAAGUGAUAUGCAUUUAGGUUUCUACGGUUGAAUUGAGUAGCUGUUUGUUUCAUAGGGUGUUGUAUUUCAUUAGCAAUUGGAGUUUUUGUAUUGUCCACUACUGUCUAGUUUAAUAAUUUCCUUUAUUGUAACACUGUUUUAAUGAGUUAUGCUGGAGCCAAAUAUUUGCUUGUUUCAGUGAAA
This is a messenger RNA of Elaeis guineensis (African oil palm), 1796 nucleotides long. Its product is annotated as AT-hook motif nuclear-localized protein 1. Gene Ontology annotation, molecular function: minor groove of adenine-thymine-rich DNA binding. The record is from RefSeq and is a predicted model, not a curated record. NCBI's taxonomy places the organism in Eukaryota, Viridiplantae, Streptophyta, Magnoliopsida, Arecales, Arecaceae.